This is a messenger RNA of Penicillium waksmanii, 1827 nucleotides long. Its product is annotated as RNA polymerase-associated protein. The record is from RefSeq and is a predicted model, not a curated record. Bases 1 to 1827 code for a protein of 608 amino acids. Gene Ontology annotation, cellular component: Cdc73/Paf1 complex. The transcript has 4 exons. Gene Ontology annotation, molecular function: RNA polymerase II C-terminal domain phosphoserine binding; DNA binding. NCBI's taxonomy places the organism in Eukaryota, Fungi, Ascomycota, Eurotiomycetes, Eurotiales, Aspergillaceae.
AUGGCGGACGCUUUGGACGAGGAGCUGCUCGCUCUGGCAGGCGACUCUGACGAGGAACAAUCACCUCCUCCCCAGCAGAAAGAUGAAUCACCGGCACCAUCCCGCUCAUCUCGUUCACCAGACCGCGAUUUUUCACCUGAGCCCACAAGUCGCAAAGGUUCAACCAAACAUUCGAGGAAGUCAGUGAAAGACGAAGAGGACGGCGAAAUCUCCGAUGCCGAGUCACACCACUCUCUUCAGUCUGCCCCCAUGUCGGAGUCCGACUCUGAGGGAGGGGGUUCUGAUGAUGAAGACCGCCCAAUUUUCCCAUACGACAAGCUGUACUAUUCAGCGAAGGAGAAGGAUGAAAUUAUGGCGAUGCCCGAAAUUCAGCGUGAGGAGAUGCUCUCCGAGCGUGCCCAGCAAGUCGACCGUCACAACCAGGAUCUUGCUCUACGCCGGCUCCUCGCCUCCAGAGAGCGCGAAGAGGCGCGUGCCGCCAAGCAGGCCAAGCGAAAAGCCGGCUCGGCUGGUCUAGAUGAAACCCAGCGCAAGAGUUCCCGACAGAAGACAACGCUUGGUGGCCGCAAGGUCGGGGAAACCUCUGCAGCAAUCGAUGCCUAUAAGCGCCAGCGCGAGCAGAAGGGCAAGCGUGAUCAGAACCGCGCUCGAGACACUACCCAGACACGCAGGCGAUCUUCUGUCUCAAGCGCCUCUCUGGGCUCGGAUGACGAUGCCGAUGCGGACAGCGACAUUGAUCUUGAUGACCGCGUUGGAAGCUCUAAAGUCGUUCCCAAGGACGACCCUCCCGCCGAACUACGCGAUAUUCAACGUGCCCGUGUCGGCCGCAGCAACUUUGCUCAAGUCUGCUUCUACCCUGGAUUCAACGAGCGUAUCACUGGCUGCUAUGCACGUGUCAACAUUGGCCCUAGCAAAGAGACGGGCCUCAAUGAAUACCGUCUCUGCUUGAUCACUGGGUUCACCUCAGGAAAGCCCUAUGCUAUGGAGGGAGCCAAUGGCCGCUCAUUUGUCGUUGAUCAGUAUGCCAAAUUAGCCCACGGAAAGGCCAUUCGAGAUUUCCCCUUCAUCGCCUGCUCCGAUUCUUCUUUCAGUGACAGCGAAUACGCCCGUUACCGCAAGACUAUGGCGGUCGAGGAUUGCAAGAUGGCGACCCAGAGCAAAGUAGCAGCAAAGGUUGUCGAUAUUAACAAACUCAUCAACCACCAGUUCACGAAGGAAGAAUUGAGCGAAAAGCUUCGCAAACAAGGCGCACUUGAUGAAAAGAAGAACGUCCUUCGCGAAAACGACAUUCAAAAAGAUCUACAAGUUGCACGAGCCAAUGGCAACGAUGACGAAGCUGAGCGUCUGCAAAAGGAGCUCAAUGACCUUCGCAACCCCAAUCUCUCUUGGGGAACAUCUCUCGCUGCCAAGCCAGCCGGGGAAACCAAACUCUCUGAAGCAGAACGCGUUCACCAGAUCAACUUGCGAAACCAGAAGCUCAACCACGAGAAUGUGCGUCGAGCCCAACUUGAGGAACGCAAGGCUGCUCGCCUAGCUGCCGCUGCUGUGGCUCGGGGUGAGGCCACUGUCAAUCCUUUCAUGCGUGUUCGAACCAUUGCGAAGACCCACCACGACGUAAACACGAAGCCCACAGACUCACCGAAACCCGCUGAUUCUACCCCCACCGAUAACCCCAAGGAAUCUGCCAAGUCGGGCGCCGAUGGUGCUUUAGAUGCGUCCAAGCCUAGCUUGACCCCGAAGAAGCAGAGUGGUUUCAUGAUUAGUUACCGCAACAACGAUGACGAGAACAUCGCGGCUUUGGAUAUGGACAUUGAUAUCGAUAUUUAA